This is a messenger RNA of Daldinia vernicosa, 1510 nucleotides long. RefSeq names its product U1 zinc finger-domain-containing protein. The transcript is spliced from 3 exons. The record is from RefSeq and is a predicted model, not a curated record. NCBI's taxonomy places the organism in Eukaryota, Fungi, Ascomycota, Sordariomycetes, Xylariales, Hypoxylaceae. Gene Ontology annotation, molecular function: pre-mRNA 5'-splice site binding; zinc ion binding. The coding region runs from base 197 to 838 and encodes 213 amino acids. Gene Ontology annotation, biological process: mRNA splicing, via spliceosome; spliceosomal snRNP assembly; mRNA 5'-splice site recognition. Gene Ontology annotation, cellular component: nucleus; U1 snRNP.
UCUGGAGUCUCCAUUCUUUUUUUUCGCGUCCAAGCUUCUUUCUCUUUUGUACAUAACUACCUAGGUACAUAAUGAAGGUACUUUAGCUUUUGUAUCUUCCACGUCCGGCGGCAAACUCAAUUCAAAAUCGCAUUCUUCCUUCAAACAUCACCAAUCUUUGCUAUCACUAGAUUGUAAUACAGAUUAUACCGUCAAGAUGCCCAAAUUCUUCUGCGAUUACUGCGACGUCUACCUUACGCACGACUCUAUGAGCGUGCGCAAGGCCCACAAUAGCGGUCGAAACCACCUGCGGAACGUUGUCGAUUAUUACCAGCAAAUUGGACACGAGAAGGCUCAGUCCGUCAUCGACUCCAUCACGUCCUCCUACGCCGCCGAAGGUCAGGCUCACGCUAACCCCAUGCUGCCUCAAAACCAGCCCGGCGGCGCUGCGGCGGCGGCAGCAGCAGCAGGAUUCCCUGGAAUGCCACCACCACCCUUCAGCUUCCCCGGCGGCAUGCCGCCUCCGCCCUUCCCCGGUAUGCCUGCUGGUAUGCCACCCCCGCCAGGCGGCGCGUUCCCUCAGGGUAUGCCACCUCCGCCAGGCCAAGGCGGUAGAGGACUCCCACCGCCUCCCUUCGCAGCCGGACCCGGCGGCCUACCUAUCCCACCUCCAGGCGCUGGUCUACCGUUCCCUCCGCCAGGUGGUCUUCCAUUCCCUCCUCCGGGUGCAGUUGGUGGUAACGCGCCUCCCUUCCCGUUCCCCGGCAUGCCUCCCCCGGGCCAAGGCUUCCCUGGUGGACCCUCGCCACCCGGCGCAGCUGGUGGCUUUCCGCCUCCCCCCGGAGCGCCCGGCCGUUAGGAUCGCGCUGGUGCUGAUGUGAACCACGCCCCGGGGCUCGGGUCGGGGAUUAGUAGUGGAAAGCGGCGUUCGGGCCAAUAGCAGCAGCCCCUACCGCCACCGCAGUCACAAUCGUCGAGACCCGAAAUAAGAUCUCGGAAAACUACUAGUCCUAGACGAGAGAAGGAGCGGAGGUCUAAGCCAUAUCCUCGCAGAUAACGAGGAAAAGAGUACGGGUCCAGGUAUCUACAUCGGAGGAUUGCCGGGAAGACGCCGUCAUGAAAAUAAAGUGGUACCUCAAACAGUGUGCUCGUCUGUGUUUGCCCACGCAAAUUAGACACAUAGCAGAACCAUCCUAGCCACUUAAGAGGGGAAAACUGUAUAACCCAAUUAGACGACGGCACAGAGCAAAACAGAUGGAUUACGCAAGGGAAGGAAAUUGGGUAAUGUGUUCAAGUCAACGGAGCUUAAUUGCAAGGCAAGGCGUUAUAGGGGAGGACCGGCUCAAGGUCCCGUUUGGUUUACUUCGUGGGGCAUCUUUUUUCUCUCCCCAGGCGGAUAUACCCUGUUGCCACCCAUUAUAUUCCAAACCAGAAUACGUAUGGGCAUAAUAGACUGAAAAUAUUAAGAACAAUUUGAAGGCACUCAUCUAAACUGUGAGACGCAACAAAAGUUAGUUAUAAUGCGAUAGGA